This is a messenger RNA of Aethina tumida (small hive beetle), 1343 nucleotides long. Its product is annotated as CD63 antigen-like. Gene Ontology annotation, cellular component: membrane. The record is from RefSeq and is a predicted model, not a curated record. NCBI's taxonomy places the organism in Eukaryota, Metazoa, Arthropoda, Insecta, Coleoptera, Nitidulidae. The coding region runs from base 93 to 809 and encodes 238 amino acids. The transcript has 5 exons.
UCCCAGGACCAUGGACGCACAUUACCCUUCAGUUUAAGUUGGCAUUUUAGUGAAGUGACGCGAGUUCCAGCGGCGCUUUCCGUCCCUCGAAAAUGGAGACCUGCGGCAUGAGCUUCAUCAAAUAUCUGCUCUUCAUCUUCAAUUUGAUUUUUGCGAUAUCUGGAAUAGGGUUGAUAAUCGCAGGAGCAGUGGUUCUGUCGGACGUGGCAGAUUUCAACCACUUCGCAGACAACGAACUACUUGGUCCCCCCAUUGUACUCAUCGUGGCAGGAGCGAUAGUCUUCAUCGUCGCAUUCCUGGGCUGUUUCGGUGCCAUCCGUGAGUCGUACAACCUGCUGAUGGCGUUUGCAGUCCUCCUCCUCAUCAUCUUCAUCAUCGAAUUGGCAUGUGGAAUCGCUUCGGCCGUUUAUCAAACCGAUUUCCAGGACACCUUCAAGAACACCCUCAAACAAUCGAUGGCAAAUUAUUCCGAGAACGACGUCGAGAAAAUCGCGUGGGACAACGUCCACAAGAAGUUCAAAUGUUGCGGCGUGAGCGGCAUUUCCGACUGGCAAGGACAAAGGUUGCCGUUGUCCUGUUGCCACUCAAAUCACGAGAUAAAAGGACAAGUCUCCGACUACUGUCAAAAUAACGGAGCGGGCAGCUUCGUCCAUUCUGUCGGUUGCUUCGACAAACUGGAAAUGAAGAUCCACUCCAACACCAAAGUUGUAAUUGGAGUUGGAAUCGGUAUCGCUUUCAUCGAGAUUAUCGGUAUCAUCCUGGCCUGUUGGUUGGCCUACACAAUAAAAAAGGAAGGAGGUGACAAAUGAGCGACUAAAGCAGUGGUUGACAUUUACGAGCAAAGGAAAAAUAUUUUUGUUUAUUAACAUCGGACGUCUAUUCUUUAAUGAAGGCGAAUUAACUAUUAAAUUAACUAUCGAAAGCAACAGUUUCUGUUAACAAUAUAUCAAGCAAUACCAAUGUUUUGUAGUUUCAGGUUUCUGAUAUUCUGAAAUUCUGAUAUAGAGGUGUUUGUAAUUAUUGAUGUAAAUAAUAAUUGUUUAUUUUGUCUCAAAUCACAAAUAUGUACAUACAUAUAACCCCUUUUCAUUCAGCUAAUCUUAUUAUUGCCUUAAUGAUGUAUGUUAUCAUAAUCAUGUUUUUGAAAUAGUUUAUUUAAGCUUUAAACAGUAUGACUAAAAAAAUAACAAAUUGUAUUCGAGCUAUAAUUAUAAUUUAUAAAUUGACAAUAUAGAUUUUUAAAUCAAUUCACUCUAUAUACUCCAUAAUGUAUAUCGUGAUGUAUGUCAUAGUAAAAAAUAUAAUGUUGUAAACGUAGAUAAAUAAAGUGUGGUAUUAAAUUA